ACUGUUUCCAUUGACAAAACAUUUCCAGCUGAACAUAACCAACGACAAAUUUUUAGAAUAUUAUUAAAAAGUACGUAGCAUAUUUUCUGUUCCAUCAAGAUGAUACAGUACCAGAAUAAGAUUGCACGCAAUGAGUCUUAUGAGCCGGAUUUGCGCAAUGAGGGAACAUACAUAUGCCCAAUGCCACGUCCACCGCCGCCUCCAAUGGACGGCGAAACAUGGUUUGCGCACUUGCCACCGCACGAGCGUCUCUUCUACCAUCAGACUAUGAGCUCCGUGCGAUAUAGCAAAAGAUUUCGUGGCAACAUAAACAUACCCAAGGAUUCGCUGGACUUUCAGCUACAGGCGCGUUAUGAUCACGGGCGAGAAACUUUUCCAGAUAAAAUAGAUGCCGUGCUGCAAAGGGAUACAUGCUGUGCCACCACCAGCUGGAUGGCACCGCAUGGUCAAAAGGAAGUGGGCGCCAAUGCUAGGUUGAAUCUAUUUCGUGUGCUACGCAAUACACGCGUGGUGCGCGAAAAGAUGCCCGAAGUAUUGGGGCAUCCCUUGCGCAUAGGCGGCUGCAAGGAGAAGAUCUCUCCGCAUAGCGUCAAACUAAUCUGCAGUGGUGUGCACAACCAGCUGGUGAACAAUGGCUUCUCUCGCCAGACCUCCGAUGGCAAUUUCUUCCGUUAUUAACAAGCAAUUUGUUUAAAGUCUUUACAUGAUUAUUGGACACAAAGCAAUAAAAAUUUACAAGCAAGUACAUAAAUGCAGGUCACGCAGUCGGCUGUA
Drosophila busckii is the source of this 774-nucleotide messenger RNA. RefSeq lists its product as uncharacterized. The record is from RefSeq and is a predicted model, not a curated record. Bases 100 to 678 code for a protein of 192 amino acids. Lineage: Eukaryota; Metazoa; Arthropoda; Insecta; Diptera; Drosophilidae. The transcript is spliced from 2 exons.